AUGAGAAACCGAACAGUAACAACCUUCAUCUUGCUGGGUCUGACAGAUGACCCUCGGCUACAAAUUCUGCUUUUUAUCUUUCUGCUCCUUUCUUAUGUGUUGAGCUUAUCUGGAAACCUAACCAUCAUCGCCCUCACUCUGACUGACCCCCACCUUAAAACGCCUAUGUAUGUUUUCCUCAAAAAUUUCUCCUUCUUAGAAAUUUCACUCACAACUGCUUGUAUCCCCAGAUUUCUAUAUAGCAUCUCAUCUGGAGACAAGUCCAUUACCUAUAUUGCUUGUGCCAGUCAACUGUUGUUUAUAGACCUCUUUGCAGUGACAGAGUUUUUUCUCCUGGCUAUCAUGUCCUAUGAUCGCUAUGUGGCCAUCUGUAAGCCUCUGCAUUACAUGACCAUAAUGAACAGCAGAGUGUGCAGUAACUUCAUCUUCUUCUGUUGGGUAGCAGCCCUGAGCAUCAUUCUCCCACCAAUCGGUCUAGGCUUGGGCCUGGAAUUCUGUGAUUCAAACCUCAUUGACCAUUUUUGUUGUGACGCAGCUCCUCUCCUGAAAAUCUCUUGUUCAGACACAUGGCUGAUAGAACAAAUGGUGAUAGUUGGUGCUGUGCUGACUUUCAUCAUCACCUUUGUGUGUGUGGUCCUUUCCUAUGUUUACAUCAUCAAGACCAUUCUGAGGUUUCCCUCUGCCAAGCAAAGGAAAAAGGCCUUCUCCACCUGCUCUUCCCACAUGAUUGUUGUUUCCAUCACUUAUGGUAGCUGCAUCUUCAUUUAUGUCAAACCUUCAUCCAAGGACGAUGUGGCUAUCAAUAAAGGGAUUUCACUUCUUAUCAUAUCAAUUUCACCAAUGUUAAAUCCCUUUAUUUACGCACUGAGAAACAAGCAGGUGAAGCAAGCUUUCAAUUACUCAGUUAAAAAAAUUGCAUUCCUCUCAAAGAUGUAA
Messenger RNA from Acomys russatus (golden spiny mouse), 936 nucleotides. RefSeq names its product olfactory receptor 6C2-like. The record is from RefSeq and is a predicted model, not a curated record. The transcript has a single exon. Gene Ontology annotation, molecular function: G protein-coupled receptor activity; olfactory receptor activity. NCBI's taxonomy places the organism in Eukaryota, Metazoa, Chordata, Mammalia, Rodentia, Muridae. Bases 1 to 936 code for a protein of 311 amino acids. Gene Ontology annotation, biological process: G protein-coupled receptor signaling pathway. Gene Ontology annotation, cellular component: membrane.